Messenger RNA from Zymoseptoria tritici IPO323, 636 nucleotides. RefSeq lists its product as uncharacterized. The annotation marks the transcript as partial. The transcript has a single exon. The record is from RefSeq and is a predicted model, not a curated record. Lineage: Eukaryota; Fungi; Ascomycota; Dothideomycetes; Mycosphaerellales; Mycosphaerellaceae.
AUGAGCGAAGAAGCUGCUGACAUUGACCGGAGCGCGGCCUGUUCCGGUAUCAUAGGUCGCGCGACCGAAGUUCACAAGGAGAAAAUCCGCCCAUUGAGGCCAUACACAUAUUCGCGCAUUCCUGAAGAUGACAGAUGGAUCCGUAUCGUACACCUGGAGCCUGCACCUGAGACGACAUCGCCUCUCCGAGCCACCGUCACGACCGAUCGUCUGGAGCCUCGGCUGUUCUAUGAAGCAUUGUCGUACUCCUGGCGAAGUCCGUCCGUGACCGAGCCACUUGUCCUGGACGACCAGUAUCUUGCAGUCACGACCAACCUCGCCGCAGCACUACGGGCACUCCGUCUCGCCACUGAACGUCGGGUCUUGUGGAUUGAUGCUAUCUGUAUCAACCAGACCGACAUUGAGGAGAAGAAUCGUCAGGUCCUUCUCAUGAGGGAAAUCUACACGCAUAGCUCACGGACUAUCGUCUGGUUGGGGCCUAGCGACAGACUGAUCCGGAAGGAAUUCGAGUUGAUCCGACAGGAGAGAGAGGCAGGCGAGAUCGAAUUGUUGUUGUAUCAUUUGCCGAAUGCCCUUUCUGCUCUCCGUACCCAACGGGUGGCAGCAGAAUGCCCUUGGAUAUCGCGUGUGUGGGUC